AUGGGAGAUAUAGAGGGCAUGUUUAAUCAAGUCAAGGUCAAUGAGCAUCAUCGGGACUUCUUGCGGUUCCUGUGGUAUCCUGGAGGGAACCUAAACCAACCGCCGGAGACUUAUCGGAUGACGACACAUCCAUUUGGGGCAGUUUCUUCUCCAGCCUGCGCAGCUUCGGCGCUACGACAGUGUGCCACUGACAGUGAAGGACAGGUUUCACGAGAGGUCGUAAGCACCAUUAGAAGGAGCUUCUACGUUGAUGAUGUGCUAAAAUCUCUUGUCGAUGAUGAUCAAGGGAUCGACGUGAGGAGGGGUGUGACUACUGCAGUUAAGGAAAAAGGAGGAUUCAGAGCAUGCCAGUGGAUUAGCAACAGCAAGCCCGUGAAUGACUCCAUCCCGUUAUCAGAAAGGUCAAAGAAACUAGAGCUAGCUAUUGACAGUGAGGAGCUACCGACUGAAAGAGCUUUAGGGAUAAUUUGGGAUACCGAGACAGAUACGUUCACGUUCAAAAUUAGGCUAAAGGUGAAAGCGGCUACAAGAAGGGGAAUUCUGUCGGUCAUCAGUAGCGUUUUUGACCCCCUAGGACUAGCUGGGCCGUUUGUCUUACCAGCAAGGAUACUACUACAACGUCUAUGCAAGCAGGACAUAGCAUGGGAUGACACCAUCAGCGAGAAAGAAAUGAACGAGUGGAGUCAAUGGCUAGUUGACAUCCAGAAAUUGGAGUAA
This is a messenger RNA of Priapulus caudatus, 717 nucleotides long. RefSeq lists its product as uncharacterized. Bases 1 to 717 code for a protein of 238 amino acids. NCBI's taxonomy places the organism in Eukaryota, Metazoa, Priapulida, Priapulimorpha, Priapulimorphida, Priapulidae. The record is from RefSeq and is a predicted model, not a curated record. The transcript has a single exon.